Messenger RNA from Amblyraja radiata (thorny skate), 4948 nucleotides. RefSeq names its product RAD54 homolog B (gene rad54b). The record is from RefSeq and is a predicted model, not a curated record. The transcript has 15 exons. Gene Ontology annotation, molecular function: DNA translocase activity; ATP binding. Gene Ontology annotation, biological process: reciprocal meiotic recombination; double-strand break repair via homologous recombination. Gene Ontology annotation, cellular component: nucleus. The coding region runs from base 153 to 2984 and encodes 943 amino acids. Lineage: Eukaryota; Metazoa; Chordata; Chondrichthyes; Rajiformes; Rajidae.
GGUCCCCGGGCCUUCCCUCGCCAGUCGCCGGGAGACGCCGGCGGCGACGGUGGAGGGAGAGGGUACGCUGCCCACCUCCAGUCAGCAGUGUUUUAUUCUCACUUGUCCCCCCCCAAACGGAGCAAUGAGUAGCGAAGUGACAAUUUAUUAAGAUGCGAAGGUCUGCAGCUCCGAGCCAACUCAGCGGCAACGCCGCAAAACGGUUCAAAUUCGUCCCACCGGGGAGCAGACUCCUGCAGAGGAACGAGACCCCCCGUGAAAGUGGUGAUAAUAAGAACUCCUUGCUGCGAUCCAAAGCAUUGCUCACAACAUGCAAACAGCUUCAGACCAACCCUUCCCUCGAAACCUCAGGAAAUGGGAAUGAACAUGGUUAUUUGGAAACAUCUAAAUCGGAUCAUCUGACCACCUCAACUGGUUUUUCUGCUGAGUUUCCAAGUGCAAACCAAGCUGAUGGUCCCUCUCCCCAGAAACAAUUGAAACCAUCUCAACCAUUUGCAGCACCGAAACGACUUCACGUAUCGCAGCCAGUAGCAUCACAUCAGCCAUCUAGACUCACAAAACACAACGAAGAAAAUGAACCUGACGUGAUCACUGCGUACUACAGUGUCCUGUGGUGUAAACAAUCAAAGAAGAAGCACAAGAAAUGGGAGGGAGACGCCAUUUUGAUGGUUAGAAAGACAUCUGUGUUUCUCAAGGACACAGAAGGCAAAGACAUUGGAAAAGGAACAGGAUACAAAUUAAAAGAACUCGCAAGUCUUUCUGAGGGCCAGACUUUAUUUGUCAGUGGAAAGGAGAUUGAGAUUAUGGGAACAAUUUCAACAGAGGACUUUAUGAGUGGUCGCUGUUUCAACGCCGCCUCUACUGCUGCUUCUUCAGACCCGUCACUGGCGAACUCCGUGCAACAACCUUUGCUGAAACAGUUUACCACCCCGUUGAGAGAUGCCUCUGGAUUCAGCCAAGUAGAAGGCCUGAAAAAACCCUCUGUGGACUGUAAACCAAGGCACGAUCCAACUUCACCAAAUGCUUUAGUAAUGCCACGACCAAAUCUGAGCCACCAGUGGAUGUUUAAUAAAGCCAAUCUGCCACUAGUAGAUGUGGUGGUGGACCCUUAUCUCACCUUUCACUUUCGACCGCACCAGAGGGAUGGUGUGAUUUUCCUUUACGAGUGUAUAAUGGGAAUGAGAGCAUCUGGCAGAUUUGGUGCUAUUCUGGCGGAUGAAAUGGGUCUGGGGAAGACCCUGCAGUGUAUAGCACUGAUUUGGACUCUCAUGCGACAAGGACCUUACGGGAACAAACCUGCCAUCAAGAAGACCCUUGUAGUCACACCAGGGAGUCUGGUAAAAAACUGGGUGAGAGAGUUCCAGAAGUGGCUUGGUCUGGAGAGGUUAAAGGUGUUUGCAGUCGAUCAGGAUCACAAAAUAGAAGAGUUCAUCACUUCGCCGCUUUACCCUGUUCUCAUCAUUAGCUAUGAGAUGUUGCUGCGCUGCCGGGAUCCAAUUCAGAGCUUGCAAUUUAAUCUAUUAAUAUGUGAUGAAGGGCACCGUUUAAAAAAUAGCUCCAUCAAGACAUCCACCGCAAUUCUCAGCCUGUCUUGUGAGAAAAGAGUGAUUCUCACUGGUACGCCAAUACAAAAUGACCUUCAAGAGUUCUACUCUCUGGUAGAAUUUGUGAAUCCAGGUGUUCUUGGAUCCUCAUCCACCUACAAAAAGAUCUAUGAGGAACCCAUCAUCCGAUCACAGCAGCCCUCUGCAACUAAAGAUGAAAAGCAGCUGGGUGAAGAAAGGGCAACGGAGCUCUGCCGAUUAACUGGCCUCUUCAUACUUCGCCGCACACAAGACAUCAUUAACAAUUACCUCCCUCCAAAGACUGAAUGGAUUAUCUUCUGUCGGCCGGCCGCACUGCAGCUUGAACUCUACCACAAACUACUGUCGUCUCGUGCAGUGAAAUCUUUCCUACAGGGAAAGCUGAACAGCAGUCUCCACUUAAUAUGCAUAGGCUUACUGAAAAAACUCUGCAACCACCCUACGCUUCUCUUUAAUACAAUAAAGCAACAUGAGAAAGACUCCGUAAAACCUGAUAUUGACCAACAGUUGGAAAUCAGCCCGUACAGAGAUCUGACCAGCAUCUUUCCGAUGAGCUACCAACCAGACGCAUUAAUUGCAAAUAAUUCAGGGAAACUAAAUGUACUGAAAGAUCUUUUAGCCAGUAUUCAUGCAUUGAGUUCAGCGGAGAGAGUUGUGUUGGUUUCAAAUUACACUCAGACGUUGGACAUCUUGCAAGAAAUGUGCAACUUAUUUGGAUACAGCUAUACUCGACUGGAUGGGCAUACUCCUGUCAGCCACCGACAGCAGAUUGUGGAAUCCUUUAACAGCAGGCACAACGAAAAAUUUAUCUUCUUGCUCAGCUCAAAGGCAGGAGGAGUUGGACUAAACCUGAUUGGCGCAUCUCGUUUAAUUCUGUAUGAUAUCGACUGGAAUCCAGCAAAUGAUGUUCAGGCGAUGGCUAGAAUAUGGAGGGACGGUCAGAGGAGGCCUGUGCACACUUACAGACUACUAACUACAGGGACUAUCGAGGAGAAAAUCUACCAAAGGCAAAUCAGUAAGCAGAGUUUGUCUGGGGCUGUGGUGGACAUGAAGAAGAAGAGAGAACAUGCCAGCUUUUCGCUGGAAGAACUUAGAAAUCUUUUUGAAUUAGAUGAAGGCUCCGAUUGUCUUACCCACGAUCUCCUCUCCUGCGACUGCCUGAGAAAUGGGGAGCUGCCAGCAGUUGCCGCUAAAAGGUCUCUGUCGGCCAGAACCUGUCAACUGGGUUUGAAUUCGGAGGCGGUCGAUUCCCAGGAAAACCUCUCCAUGUCAGAGCUCAUGCAGUGGAAACACUACUCGGGAGAAACUCAACACUUUCCCGAUCCUUAUCUUGAAAGAGCAAAGGAAAAUAUAACCUUUAUGUUUCAGAACUCGACAAGAUCACAGAACGUAGUCAAUUGAGGAAAAAUUAGGAAGCAGUACACAUACCUGCAAUGGAGAAUCUCUUGUAAUUUUGCUGACUUUCACUUCGAAGCUUGGUAGAUUCUGUACGAACGUGGAUUUACUCAAUCCUGACCUCAGUCCAUGGGACCUUUAAAAUGUUUAGGAAGGAACUGCAGGUGCUGGUUUGAACCGAAGAUAGACACAAAAAGCAGGAGUAACUUAGCGGGUCAGACAGCAUCCCUGGAGUAAAGGAAUAGGUGACGUUUUGGGUGGAGACCCUUCUUCAAUCUGAAUACCACGAUUCCACAAUAUGACACAAAAUGCUGGAGUAACUCAUUGAGUCAGGCAGCAUCUCCGGAAAACAUGGAGUCUGAAGAAGGGUCCUGACCCAAAAGGUCACCUCUUCCCUUUCUCCAUUCUUUGAGUGUAGAAGAUUUUGGGGGAUCUUAUUGAAGACCAGCAAAUCUUUAGCCGAAACGUCAUCUACAGUAUUGCUUUUCUCCAGAGAUGCUGUCUGACCCGCUGAGUUACUCCAGCUUAUUGUGUCUAUCUUCAGACUUUUAAUGAUGUUGUUCUUCACGGCUGUGAAUAGCUACGCAGUGUUGGUGUUCCUCAGCCUGGGCAGAGACGAAAUAAGGAAGCAAGGAACUGCAAAUGCUGGUUUCCACAACAUGACACAAGGUGCUGGAGUAGCUCAGGGAGCUAGAGUCAGGCAGCAUCUCUGGAGAACAUGGAGUCUGAGGAAGGGUCCCGACCCAAAACAUCAUCUAUCCAUGUUCUCCGGAGAUGACGCCUGAGCCGCUGAGUUACCCCAGCACUUUGAGUCCUUUCAGAUACAAAGGACUUUCAGAUACAAAGGGCAAAGGUUUUUGUCUGUACCAAAAACAUCUUCCAAUGGAAGAUAGAUGCAAAAUGCUUGAGUAACUCAGCGGGUCAGGCAGCAUCUCUGGAUAGAAGGAAUUGUUGACGCUUCAGAGUGCGGAAGGGUCUCAACCCGAAGCAGCACCCAUUCCUUCUAUCUAGAGAUGCCGCCUGUCCCGCUGAGUUACUCCAGUAUUUUGUGUCUAUCUAUGGUGUAAUCCAGCAUCUGCAGUUCCUUCCUGCAUAUCCUUCAAUGGCAUUGACCUAAAGCAUUUCUCAGAUCCGUCACACUUACUACAGGCGUGAGAAGUGACGCAUGAUCAAUUUGACCAAGGUUAUGUGGAGCUUUGGCCGUUUCACCCAGCUCCUUCGACACUGCACACAACAAAAGCACAGGCUCAGAAAUGAAUCACAAUCGCCAAAAAAAAAACACAUUGUCAUAUUUUAAAUGUCAUCGGCAAUGACUGAAUGCACUUUUCCUUGCAUGCAGCUAACAAGCAGUGACAAUCUCCAGAGAUUAAUCUUCCAAUUGGCUCCUAGUUUACCCCCAUCUGGGGAGGUGAAAUACCAUAAUCAUUUAAGCCUUGUGCUAUCUUUCCCAAGCUAUGAUAUUCAUUGGCACGGUGGCGCAACGGUGGAGUUGCUGCCUCACAGCGCCAGAGACCCGGGUUCGAUCCAGACUCCAGGCGCUGUCUGUACGGAGUUUGUACGUUCUGCGUGGAUUUUCUCCGAGAUCUUCGGUUUCCUCCCGCACUCCAAAGACGUACAGGUUUGUAGGUUCAUGGCUUGGUAUGAAUGUAAAAUUGUCCCUAGUGUGUGUAGGACAGUGUUAAUGUGCGGGGGUCGCUGGUCGGCGCGGACUAGGUGGGCCGAAGGGCCUGUUUCCGCGCUGUAUCUCUGAACUGACCUAAAUCUGGUUUGUAUUGUUGCAAAACAACUUAGCUAGAUAUUUGGCAUCCUACCACACAUUCGUCUCUUGCUCAGAAUGCAGGUGUUUGGCUAGAUUCCCAUCAAAUCUGGUGGCCACAUUGUAAUAAUUGUGUUAUGUUAUGUUAUGCACAUGAGUUCCGUUUGUGGCAUUUCUUUUGAAACGGGCGUUAAAUAAACUUGUUGAAGUAAAA